Sycon ciliatum is the source of this 345-nucleotide messenger RNA. RefSeq lists its product as uncharacterized. The transcript has a single exon. Lineage: Eukaryota; Metazoa; Porifera; Calcarea; Leucosolenida; Sycettidae. The record is from RefSeq and is a predicted model, not a curated record. Bases 1 to 345 code for a protein of 114 amino acids.
AUGACGGGUCCUACACUGAUCUAUGACAGGCCAUAUGGUAGAAUCUAUAGGUCAAAAGGUGGUGGUGCUGAUGGUACCGGUGGUGGUCAUGCUGGUGCCAGUGGUGGUGCUCAUGCUGGUGGUGCUCGUGCUGGUGGUGCUCGUGCUGGUGGUGCUCGUGCUGGUGGUGCUCUUGCUGGUGGUGCUCGUGCUGGUGGUGCUCGUGCUGGUGGUGCUCGUGCUGGUGGUGCUCUUGCUGGUGGUGCUUGUGCUGGUGGUGCUCGUGCUGGUGGUGCUCGUGCUGGUGGUGCUCGUGCUGGUGGUGCUCGUGCUGGUGGCUGUGGUAUACUCAAAAGCCUCUAUUAA